Molecule: messenger RNA, 2842 nt
Organism: Podarcis lilfordi (Lilford's wall lizard)
Lineage: Eukaryota; Metazoa; Chordata; Lepidosauria; Squamata; Lacertidae
Source: the annotation of a GenBank genome assembly
AUGGCGAGGUUGGGGGGGUUCAUCUUCUCUCCCUAAGGGAAGGCCUGCGCGGUGUUUCCUGCCCUUUCUCCCUCGACGUCACUUCCAAGAGCGCGCGCGUCUGCCUUGCGUUCGAGAGCGUUGCGAGGCUCUUCCUCCGUGAAGCUUUCGGGCCGAGAGGAUCGAUCCAGAGCCAGGCGCUUCGAGUGGUUCUUCUACUUCGCAGACAUGGUGAGUGGACUCGGGGCGAGGCGGGCGGAGCAGGCGGGGACCCCGCUUUACGUCUGCGCUGGGGGUCGCUGAGGACGCCGAGCUGGCUUUAGUGGCGGCGGGGGAAGGGGGAGAGGGGGCGGCCCGUGGAAAUGUCACGCGUGGGGAACGAGGAAGAGGCUUCCCCGGCAUGGCCUGCCCCUUUCCUGUGAAAGGGGGGGGCUACCACGUGCGAAGCAAGGAAGCCUCGGCGUCACUCACAAGGCGGCUGCUUCUUUUAAUAUUCAAGUUGAUGCGCUUUUUUAAGCAGCACUGAUUUAUUGGAGAAACUUCGCCGUCACUCGCGCCGUUUAGAAGCGCCUUUGUAGGCAUGUUAGGGAGGCCAGGGCUUCAUCUUGGCACCCACGUGCUCCUACUGCCUCGCUUCUCCGGUUGACUUACGCUCUUUUUAUUUCGCCCCUCCCCACCAACCAUCCCAUGAUCAUGCACGUAAGGAUCAACCCCACCAUAGGAGCCCCGUGUGAGGUUAGGCCAGUGGUUUUCAACCAGUGUGCUGUGGCACCCUGGGGUGCCUUGAAUUAUGAUCAGGGAUGCCGUGGACAACACUGGCCCCUGGCCCUCUUCUGAUGCCCUCUUGUGUCUCUGCCUCCCAAAGGCCUGCACAGCUGGCUACGAGCUCUGCAGGCAAAUGGUGCCUCUGGGAGGCACCUCUCUUUGGGGUGGGGGUGCAGCUCAAAGACUAGAGGCGGUGGCAGCAGCUGCCCAGGGGACUCCUAAGGAGAAGAGGGUAAGGGAACACUCCACAAGAGAGGGUGUUCAAAAAAGGGUGAGAGGCUGCCAGCUCUGCAGGCAAGGGGUGACAUAAUUGGGCUCCUGAGCCCCACAGGGAUGCCGCAGGAAGAUGUAGUUGGGUAAGGGACUCAAAGGUUGAAAACCUCUGGGUUAGGCAGAUUGCAUGUGGCUAACCCAAGGAUUUUCAGCUAGUUUCAUGGCUGAAUAACUACUUAGACUCUGCCUGGGUUCUGUGGCCAGUAUGUAUUUUGCCUUUUUUCCUCAUUGGUUUGAGAGAAGCUGGAAAAACGGAAUACCUGAACAGUGGAAAGUCAACCAGAUGUGGCCCUUCUCAUAUUGACCUAGCCGUUGUAGGAACUCGCAGACUUACAGAACUAUCUUAAGUUACACAGAAAGAGGUAGCUGUGACAGCAAAUGCUUGGAAGAAGAGAAAUUGCUAACUAUACCUUGAUUCUUUGUUUCCUUCUAUAGACUGAGGCAGAAGUGAAUCCUAAAGCUUAUCCACUAGCUGAUGCUCAGCUCACCAAGACACUGCUUGAUCUUGUACAGCAGUCCUGUAAUUACAAACAGCUACGCAAAGGAGCCAAUGAAGGUGAGAUUGGGUUGAGCUUGUACCAUUAAUUGCCCAUUCUUGUAGAGUAUUAGGUUUGCAUUGUCUCUUGUGGAAAAAGUAGUUCAUACUUUGCCUAAAUAUGCCCCCAAACACCUCUGCCUAUUCUGUGGUUGUCAUCCUGGUCUUGGGGAUUAGAUUAACUUGCUACUAUCAGUCCAGACACCCUGACUUUUCUUACUCACUAUUCCAGUUCUGCAAAUUUGGGGCAGUAGCAGGAAGGUUAUCACAAAUAAGCAUUCUUAGUUGGGGAGAUUAAUUUGUUCAUGGCCAAAAAUUCCAGUGGGCAAAGGGAAGUUUUAGGAUCCACCCAAAAGUUCUUUGAAUCCCUAGCUUGUCUUUGACAAGUAACGGAAACUUAAUUUUUUGUAGAAGCCAAGCAAUUAUCCAAUAGAUAGGUACAUAAAACCUUUUACAUUGGAUUUGCCCUCUUAAUGUUGCAACUAGCUGCUUGUUUGAUUUUACUGAGUGAGUCCUGACAGAGUGAGGAAAUGGAGUUUUCAUUGUACCAAUUUCUUUUCCACAGCUACUAAAACUUUGAACAGAGGCAUUGCUGAAUUCAUUGUGAUGGCUGCAGAUGCGGAGCCCCUUGAGAUCAUCCUUCACCUCCCACUGCUUUGUGAGGACAAGAAUGUGCCCUACGUGUUUGUGCGCUCCAAGCAGGCCCUGGGGCGGGCAUGUGGUGUUUCUCGGCCUGUCAUUGCCUGUUCAAUUACUAUCAAAGAAGGCUCACAGCUAAAGCCACAGAUUCAGUCUGUCCAACAAGCUAUCGAGAGACUAUUGGUCUAAAUCUUAUCAGACCACUCACUUACUAAACUAAAAUAACUCUGUGAAAGAUGAGUCUUGUCACUUGUACAAUGUUUACUACUGUUUUUGUUUUCUACCAGAUCUCCCUUCUGCCUGCCUCCAUUACACUUGCCAUUUAGAUGUUUAACAAGAGGAUGUCCAGUCUUUUGUUUUAAAUUCUUCAUUCUGAUGCAACUCUCCCCAGUGGAAUUUUAGUUAGGCUAUCCUUUUCGGCAAUAAACAAACUUCAGUUGCAGAAGAUUAGGCUGAAGAUUUGUAAAUACAAAACAUAUGACCUUGUUCUGGUCAGUAUGAUGUUCACCCAUUGAGGGUGUCCAUCUUUCAAAUACUAGUCCUAAUACAACUUGAUAGAACACUGUUAGAAAUAAAGGGCAGAUGAAAUAAUAUUGUCAAAGGCAGUGGCUUUAACUUUUUAUAUAUAUUAAAAACACAAUUAUGUUUGUA